This is a messenger RNA of Pygocentrus nattereri (red-bellied piranha), 2485 nucleotides long. RefSeq names its product TMCO1/EMC3 family protein. Bases 493 to 1278 code for a protein of 261 amino acids. The record is from RefSeq and is a predicted model, not a curated record. Gene Ontology annotation, cellular component: EMC complex; membrane. Lineage: Eukaryota; Metazoa; Chordata; Actinopteri; Characiformes; Serrasalmidae. The transcript is spliced from 8 exons. Gene Ontology annotation, biological process: protein folding in endoplasmic reticulum.
GUGACUACCACACCAUCAAAACUUUGUGCUCAAGCCUUUCCAUAAUAAAAGUUUCUAGUUCAAAGGGCAAAUAGCCUAGUUAGGCUAGUUAGCGUUAGCUUAGCCGUUAGCGUAUUAACUGUCGGAGUCUAAAUUUCAAGAAGACCAUUUUUUCUCUAAAGGACGACUGCCUGUGUGCUGUUGUGGUUUACAAGCGGUAACGGGACAGGACUUGUUAUGUUACAUAAAAUAUUUAAUUCAAGUUAAACUUUAAGGCUAACCGGGUUAGUUGUGUUAGCCAAGCCAUGCGCCUCCAGCAUGCAGACGUGACGUUAGCUCAGUGUUGAGGCUUCAUGUGACUUUUUGAGUUUUCUUACUUAAAUCGUGACUCGAGAUUUUUAAAAAUAUUUCUCAGUAAAUUUGGUGACGCGGGUGGGAUAAACGUGGUGGUUGGUUUGCUAACUAGUCUGUGAAAAACUAACUGGGUUAGUUAUUAAUAACUUUAGCAGAAACAUGGCUGGACCAGAGCUGCUCUUGGACUCCAGUAUCCGUUUAUGGGUAGUUUUGCCCAUAGUUUUUAUCACGUUUUUUGUUGGAGUUUUGCGUCAUUAUGUCACCCAACUUUUACAGAGUGACAAAAAAGUGGACCUGGAACAAGUGUCUGACAGCCAGGUGUUAAUACGUAGCCGUAUUCUGAGAGAGAAUGGAAAGUACCUCCCUAAGCAGUCGUUCUCCAUGCGAAAACAUUACUUUAACAAUGCUGAAACUGGCUUCUUCAAGAAGGUCAAGAGGAAAGUGGUUCCCAAAAACCCAAUGACUGACCCUAGCAUGAUGACCGACAUGAUGAAAGGAAACCUCACCAAUGUGCUGCCAAUGAUUCUAAUAGGUGGAUGGAUCAAUUGGGCUUUCUCUGGGUUUGUCACUACUAAGGUUCCCUUUCCACUGACCCUGAGGUUUAAACCUAUGCUGCAGAGAGGAAUUGAACUGGUGUCACUGGAUGCGUCUUGGGUAAGUUCAGCCUCUUGGUACUUCCUGAAUGUCUUUGGGCUACGGAGCAUGUACUCUCUCAUACUUGGACAGGACAAUGCUGCGGACCAGUCAAGAAUUAUGCAAGAUCAAAUGACUGGAGCUGCUAUGGCUAUGCCGCCUGACCCCAACAAGGCCUUCAAGAGUGAAUGGGAGGCUCUGGAGAUUGUUGAGCACAAGUGGGCUCUGGAGAACGUCGAGGAGGAACUGAUGUCCCGAGACCUGAACUUUCAAGACCUCUUCAGCCAAGACUACAAACGGAAUGUGUUGUGAUGGUAGCAAUAACACAAUGUUUAAAGUAUAAUCUGAUGGUAGUUUCUGCACUGUUACAAACAUAAACCCCCAGAAUAAUUUUCAUCCUUUAUUUUUCUUUCUUCUUUUUGAAAUAGCAGAUCAUUUGACUUCUCCAGAUCUAAUUAUUAGUGUGGCUGAAAUGAUUUAAGAGGUAUUUUGAUGUCUGAGAGAAGGUAUUGAAAAUGGCAGAUGUACAGACUUCAAGAGCUGCUGCCACCCAGUGAUUAAUUUAAUGAGUGCUUGUGUAAAUGUAAACAGUACAGUAGAGAACUGAGAGGGACUGGAAUAAAUUAGUAUUUUUGUUCUUGUUUCUUUGUUCUCUUCAUCUCAACUUGAAGCUGCCGUUAUUUUUUUGGUACACCAAAUAUUUUUUAGUUCAUGCGCAGAGUAUUAUACUUCAUCUUCAGUAUUGCCUUAACUGGGUGUCUGAGUUUUGAAGGCAGGAUUUAAUUUAGCUGUGUUGUUUGUUUUGUGUGUAACAGCUGAUAUUCUGUUGCUUAUACCACUCAUGCCUUCUUCUCUUGAGGUCUUCCUUUAAAGGAGAAUUCCACAGUUUUUCGAAAUUCCCUUAUAAGUUAAGAUGCAAGCUAUUCAGAGUGGAUUGUUGUGAAACACUCCCUUCCAGAGAAACGUCAGAACUGUUCACAGUGGUAGUGAUAGGAACCAGACAUCUGAAGAGUGUUAUUACCUCUAAAAGCUUCCUCACAGAAAGUUCCAGCAUCAAAUAGUUAUGAACAUGCUGCCUGAUCUCAUAGAUGAUGUUUUAUGAUAGACCAAAAUCUUCCAUCUCAGAACUAAUAUAUAUAUUUUUUUAGAUUUGCCACUAUAUUACAAUUCAUAACAUUUUAUAUAGGAACUCAAGACACUUGUAGGUUUGCUGUUGCUUUUGGAUAGUAAAUAAAAUAUUUAUACUCCAUAUUUGCAUUGUAGAAACACAUCCUGGUUCCUAUCACUACCACUGUAGUCUGUAAGUUUCUCCACAAUAAAUCAUUUCACAUCAAACUUCUCUGAAUGACUUUUACAUCUCAACAACUGAACUAUGCAGAAUUUUUGAAAAAUCAGUGGACUUCCCCUUUUAACUGCUUUCUGUUUCUAUAAUGAGAAAUUGAAUGUAGCAAAUCUAUUCUAAUCACUGCCUAUGAGUCAGAAAUUUCACUGACAAUAAAAUAAUUUCAUAAGGAUUUGA